Musa acuminata subsp. malaccensis (wild Malaysian banana) is the source of this 2611-nucleotide messenger RNA. RefSeq names its product DNA replication licensing factor MCM3. Lineage: Eukaryota; Viridiplantae; Streptophyta; Magnoliopsida; Zingiberales; Musaceae. Gene Ontology annotation, molecular function: ATP binding; single-stranded DNA helicase activity; single-stranded DNA binding. The record is from RefSeq and is a predicted model, not a curated record. Gene Ontology annotation, cellular component: nucleus; MCM complex. Gene Ontology annotation, biological process: double-strand break repair via break-induced replication; DNA replication; mitotic DNA replication initiation.
UGAAAGGGUUCAGCAGCAGCCGGAAGUCCCCCAUCUCUCUCUCUUUCUCCCUCUCGAUCUCGUUCUCGAUCGGUGCAAGAUGGACGUGAACGAGGAGGCGAUGGCUGCUCACAGGCGCGCAUUCCUGGACUUCUUCGAUCAAGAUGUGGGCAAGGGUUUCUACAUGAAAUCCAUAAGGGACAUGAUCCAGAGUAAGCGCCGCCGCCUCAUCGUCGGCGUUGAUGACAUCCGCAAUUACAGUCUUGAUCUUGCCCGGAGGUUGAUUCUUAGCCCGGCGGAGUAUAUCCUGCCGAUCUCGGACGCUCUGACGGAGGUCACGCGCAACGUGGACCCAAAGUAUUUGAAGGAAGGGGAGCGCGUGCUCGUGGGUUUCAGCGGGCAGUUUGGUUUCCGUAAGGUCACGCCUAGGGAUCUCAUGUCCUCCUUCAUCGGCUCCAUGGUUUGCGUGGAAGGCAUCGUCACGAAAUGCUCUCUCGUAAGGCCAAAAGUUGUUAGAAGUGUUCACUAUUGUCCUACAACAGAACAAUUUACAACUCGUGAAUACAGGGACAUUACAUCGAUGGUGGGCUUGCCCACAGGUUCUGUUUAUCCAACCAGGGAUGAAAAUGGUAACCUAUUGGUUACUGAAUAUGGUCUUUGUGAAUACAAGGAUCAUCAAACUCUAUCCAUGCAAGAAAUGCCUGAAAAUUCUGCUCCUGGUCAGCUUCCCAGGACUGUAGAUGUCAUUAUCGAAGACGAUCUAGUUGAUUGUUGCAAACCUGGUGACCGUGUAGCAAUUGUGGGGAUAUAUAAAGCACUUCCUGGGAAAAGCAAAGGCAGCUUGAAUGGAGUCUUCAGGACUGUUCUCAUAGCCAACAAUGUUUCUCUUUUGAACAAAGAAGCAAAUGCACCAAUAUAUUCUCUUGAAGAUCUGAAAAGAAUGAAAGAGAUAGCAAAGAGAAAUGAUACAUUUGAUUUGCUUGGAAACUCGCUGGCACCAUCAAUAUAUGGUCAUUUGUGGAUUAAAAAGGCAGUCAUCUUGCUGAUGCUUGGUGGAGUUGAAAAGAAUUUGGAAAAUGGAACCCAUUUAAGAGGAGAUAUAAACAUGAUGAUGGUUGGUGAUCCUUCAGUUGCCAAAUCCCAACUGUUAAGAGCUAUCAUGAACAUUGCACCACUAGCUAUCUCAACAACUGGUCGAGGUUCAUCUGGUGUUGGUUUGACAGCUGCUGUCACUUCUGACCAGGAAACUGGUGAGAGAAGGCUUGAAGCUGGUGCAAUGGUUCUCGCUGAUCGUGGUGUUGUGUGCAUUGAUGAGUUUGAUAAGAUGAAUGAUCAAGAUCGUGUUUCCAUACACGAAGUUAUGGAACAACAGACUGUGACGAUUGCCAAGGCAGGGAUUCAUGCAUCACUAAAUGCUAGAUGCAGUGUUGUGGCUGCAGCAAACCCUAUUUAUGGAACUUAUGACCGCUCAUUGACACCAACAAAGAACAUUGGACUGCCAGAUUCAUUGCUUUCUCGUUUUGACUUGCUAUUUAUUGUCCUUGACCAAAUGGAUCCUGAAAUUGACCGUCUUAUUUCAGAACAUGUCUCACGAAUGCAUAGAUAUUGUGCAGACGGUAGAGGAGUUGGAAGUCUUGAUAAAUCUUCAAGAUACACUGAAGAAGAUGAUGGUGAUGCAAAUGCAUCCGCUUUUGUCAAGUAUGAUCGCGUUCUUCAUGGCCAAGAAAAGAGAAGGGGUAAAAGGCAAAAACAUGAGAGACUCACUAUCAAGUUUCUUAAGAAGUUCAUCCAUUAUGCAAAGAACAGGAUUCAGCCAAAGCUUACCGAUGAGGCAUCUGACCAUAUUGCAACUUCGUAUGCGGAGCUUAGGGAUGCCAGUUCAAAUGCAAAGUCUGGAGGAGGUACACUUCCUAUAACUGCAAGAACCUUGGAGACUAUGAUCCGUCUUUCAACAGCUCAUGCCAAAUUGAAGUUGAGAAAUGAGGUUUUGAAAACUGAUGUCGAGGCAGCUUUGCAAGUCCUAAAUUUUGCUAUAUAUCACAAAGAACUAACUGACAUGGAAGAGCGUGAACAACGAGAACUCGAGAUGAAACAGAAAGCUGAUCAUGAUGCUGGCCAGAACAUUGGUGAUCUUGGUGGUAGAAGUACCACUAUGGACGAGAUGGAUGUAGAUAUACACCAUGCUGCAGAUCAGGAUAAUCUACCCACAGACAGAAUUGAAGCAUUUGAAUCCAUCUUAGGCCAGCAUGUGCUGGCCAACCACUUGGAUCAAAUUUCCAUAUCUGAAAUCGAACAGAUAGUCAACAGGGAAGCAGUGAGGCCUUACACCAGGCAUCAGAUAUCAUUGAUCUUGGAGAGAAUGCAGGAUUCCAACAGAAUUAUGAUCAGGGAUGGAAUUGUUCGAAUUAUUUAGCCAGGAAAUUCUCCAUUGUUUAGAAGUGCACCAUGAUGGUGAUAAGCUAUCAUCUGCACCAGGAAGAUCAUUACAUCCCCAUUAUCCCCCUACUGUUUAUUUGACCCUUUGUACUGUUGUUUCGGAGCAUAUCAGUUUGCAUGAACCUAAUGUGGAAGACUGCCCUGUUCAGUAUCCUUUUCCUGUGAAUGAAUCACACUCUAAUUCUGUGUUUGUCUG